AUGGUCAGACAGUGUAAGGUAGAAUAUGAUCGCGACAAAUGGCUUUAUAGGUUGUCCAAAGCUAAGCGAAAAGCUUUUGGAACUUUGUUGAAAAAUUAUAAGAUAACCGAGGCAUUCGACAAGCUUAUGGAAUUCCCGGGUGUUAUUGCUGGGCUCCAAUUUGGUAAUAUCCACAGGUACCUUGCGCUGCACAUUGACGAAGAGCUUUUGUGUUAUUUCGAGUAUAUUUACAAAACGUGGGAUUGCAUUUUGCAAAUAGAUAAUUGUCCACCUCCGAAGUUACUUGUUGAUUUGGCCAGCGUUACGAACCUUCGCGGCACAACGCUCUUCCGAUGUCUCACCCAAAAGGACUACUGGAAAGCCCCAAAGCGCGCUUUGCAAAAUAUAAGGGAAGAGAAAAUUCCAGCCAGAAAGUUUGAAGAGACAAAAACAUAUUUGAACAAAUUAGCGUUAUGCGUUGGAUUUGACAAUCCCAAAAUCCAAAAAAUUAGGGAUAAUCCCAACGGCGAAAAAAGGGGGCCAAAGUAUAAUUUCCGAAAAGCUACAUUUGUCGAAUGGCGUAAUGGCAUAUCUUUCACCAGAAUUUACCUGGAACUAAAGUCAACGGGUUUUUUACACCGAAUUAAAUAUUAG
Messenger RNA from Pyricularia grisea, 633 nucleotides. RefSeq lists its product as uncharacterized. The transcript is spliced from 3 exons. Bases 1 to 633 code for a protein of 210 amino acids. The record is from RefSeq and is a predicted model, not a curated record. NCBI's taxonomy places the organism in Eukaryota, Fungi, Ascomycota, Sordariomycetes, Magnaporthales, Pyriculariaceae.